Molecule: messenger RNA, 1733 nt
Organism: Pundamilia nyererei
Lineage: Eukaryota; Metazoa; Chordata; Actinopteri; Cichliformes; Cichlidae
Product: fizzy-related protein homolog
Exons: 14
Coding region: 208-1698 (496 amino acids)
Biological process (GO): positive regulation of ubiquitin protein ligase activity; anaphase-promoting complex-dependent catabolic process; positive regulation of anaphase-promoting complex-dependent catabolic process
Cellular component (GO): anaphase-promoting complex
Molecular function (GO): ubiquitin ligase activator activity; anaphase-promoting complex binding; protein binding
Source: RefSeq, a predicted model, not a curated record
UGUUUCAAAAACAGCGACGUCACGCACUUCCCGUGAUGCUUAGCGAGCCUAAAUUGAAUGCUCGGCAAAAGAAAACAUUUGUAUUCUGUGUGUGUCGAUUUUACGGGUAAAAAGCACAAAACAACACAUUUGAACUGAGUUAGAAAACACUACGAGAACCAAAUUAACAGUGCAUACGGGGGGAAGCGUUUGCUGGGGGAAAGGAUCAUGGAUCAGGACUAUGAGUGCAGGCUCCUCAGACAGAUCAAUAUCCAAAAUGAGAAUGCAAGUCCCAUUAAAGCUCUAGGAGCAGUGCAAUCUCUGACACCCACCAGCUCCCCCCUGUCCUCUCCUAGCAAGCAUGGUGAUCGCUUCAUUCCCUCCCGGGCUGGAGCCAACUGGAGUGUCAACUUCCAUCGCAUUAAUGAAAUUGAAAAGUCGCACAAUCAAAAUAGGAAAACCAAAGAUGGCACCACUGACAGCAACAAAGCGGACGGUCUGGCUUACUCAGCUCUGCUGAAAAAUGAGCUACUAGGAGCAGGCAUUGAGAAAGUCCAGGACCCCCAGUCAGAAGAUCGUCGCUUGCAGCCAUCUACGCCUGCCAAGAGGAGCCUUUUUAGUUAUUCUGUAAGUACCAAGAGAGCUCUUCCCGACGAGGAUGGAAACACAGUCUCUCCCUAUUCACUAUCACCCGUCAGUAGUAACAGUCAGAAACUUCUUCGAUCGCCACGAAAACCAACACGCAAGAUUUCUAAAAUACCUUUCAAAGUUCUGGACGCUCCAGAGCUUCAAGAUGAUUUCUACCUCAACCUAGUGGACUGGUCCUCUCUGAAUGUGCUCAGUGUGGGACUGGGUACCUGUGUCUACUUGUGGAGUGCCUGUACCAGCCAGGUGACUCGUCUUUGUGACCUUUCUGUAGAAGGAGACUCUGUGACGUCAGUGGGCUGGUCAGAGAGGGGUAACCUGGUAGCUGUAGGCACCCACAAAGGCUAUGUACAAAUCUGGGAUGCAGCAGCAGGGAAGAAGCUCUCUGUGCUAGAAGGACACACAGCCAGAGUGGGUGCUCUAGCAUGGAAUGCCGACCAGCUGUCGUCUGGGAGUCGUGAUCGGGUGAUCCUGCAGCGGGACAUCAGGGCACCGCCUCUCCAGUCAGAACGUCGGCUCCAAGGACACAGACAGGAAGUCUGCGGGCUCAAGUGGAGCACAGACCACCAGCUUCUAGCCUCGGGUGGAAAUGAUAACAAGUUACUUGUGUGGAACCACUCAAGUGUCCUCCCAGUGCAGCAGUACACGGAGCACUUAGCUGCAGUGAAGGCCAUCGCCUGGUCUCCUCACCAACACGGCCUGUUGGCCUCUGGAGGAGGCACAGCCGAUCGCUGCAUCCGCUUUUGGAACACUCUGACUGGCCAGCCUCUGCAGUGUACAGACACCGGCUCUCAGGUCUGCAACCUGGCCUGGUCCAAGCACACUAAUGAACUGGUCAGCACGCACGGUUAUUCCCAGAACCAGAUCCUCGUGUGGAAGUAUCCGUCUCUAACUCAAGUGGCCAAGCUUACGGGGCAUUCCUAUAGAGUACUUUACCUGGCUAUGUCACCUGAUGGGGAGGCCAUCGUGACGGGGGCUGGAGAUGAAACUCUGAGGUUCUGGAACGUCUUUAGCAAGAUGAGAUCCACCAAGGAAUCAGUCUCUGUGUUAAACCUCUUCACCAGGAUCCGGUAGUCUGCACUGUACGGGGAAUAAAAACAGGAAGGGAA